AUGCCCAAAAGCCUCCGAGUCGGGCCUGGUCUCGAGGCCGAAUACACCGAAAUACUCGGAAUCGUGGAAACCCAAAUCGAAAUCCUAAGAUCCACAGAAAGGCGACGCCACGAAGUGAUCGAAACCCUCGAGAAGCUUUGCCGUGAUCUAGUCGCUCACGCAGCCUUGGAGGAUUUCAGACCUCGCAGCCAUCUUAUUGGCUAUGCCCACUUCCGACUUUUCUGCUUGACCCUCCGUCAUUGGUUACCCGAGGCGAUUAUGAUCCUGGAGAGUUAUGGGACGAGUCACCAGGUGGAUAACGAGAGGUUUAGAUGGGUAUCAGAGGGUGAGAUUAAAUACAGGGCGAAGACACUGCUCGAUGCUCAAUCAACUGAGUGGUAUAGUUGA
Messenger RNA from Penicillium paradoxum, 387 nucleotides. RefSeq lists its product as uncharacterized. The record is from RefSeq and is a predicted model, not a curated record. The transcript is spliced from 2 exons. NCBI's taxonomy places the organism in Eukaryota, Fungi, Ascomycota, Eurotiomycetes, Eurotiales, Aspergillaceae. The coding region runs from base 1 to 387 and encodes 128 amino acids.